Messenger RNA from Paramuricea clavata, 5589 nucleotides. Lineage: Eukaryota; Metazoa; Cnidaria; Anthozoa; Malacalcyonacea; Plexauridae. The record is from the annotation of a GenBank genome assembly.
AUGGAGAGUUUAGACUCAAAAGAUGAUAAAAUAGCGACGUUGUCAGCAGAAGGGGUGCUCGAAGCGUCCGAGAGAAUUGCCGGCAACGAAAGACAAAUUCUCUACGAGAAAGGCUUACAGUAAGUGUUCAAAGGUAUUUUAUGUAUUUCAUAGUUUACAGCAUAGUUUGCAGGGAAGUUUAAAGAGAGUUAAUAAUUUUAAUAAAGUUAUUUUCAAAUUUCAAGUAUAUGCGUCUUGUUGUCAUAGUAUUAAAUGUAUAUCAUGGCGUUGUUAUUAAAAGAAAGGACAUGUACUUUUAAGAAGAACUAGCUGCAAUAGUGCAAUCUGUACUGGCAAUCAGAGGUGGAUCUAGCCUCAUUUGAAAGGAGGGGUGCAGGUUUUCCAUGGGGUGGUGCAUGAGGGGGCCUUACUGCGGUACUGCCCACUCUCCUCUGCAGUCUGCAACGCUACUAUCCCAACAUUACCAUUAUUUGAGAUGCCGAAUCUGCAUGUUCGCCGUUCUGUUAUAUCGGCUUUUUUAUCACAUGUGUGACUGCACAGUUGCUGUAGCACAGUACAGUAAAUUUCCUUAUUAAAGUACAGUAUAUUUGAAAAUAUAUGGCUGACAGUGUAUAACAAUCUUGAUCCAUAUUUAACCAUAACUAAAUCAUUCUGAGUAUUUUCUUGUGAGCUCACAAAUCAAUUAGAUCAUUUCAAGAAAUCGAAACACGCUAACAGUAGAAGUUCCGCCAAUCGCUAUUCAAAAAGCAGAAAAUGUAUGGUCAAGCUUCUCUCUAGCACCUUCUCUAGGAAGGUGCUAGACACUGUUAGAUAGAGGUGUGCACCCCCUGCCCCCUCUUGGUAGAUCUGCCCCUGCUGGCAAUGGUUCUGGAAACAAUUUGUGCCUGAUUUUACAUCUACUGUACAGUACUGCCAAAUUAUUAGACUAUGUUAUAUUGAUGGGAUAACCUGGGUAUUUGCCCAUGUCUCUUGUUAACCUAUAAGGUCCUAUAAGCUACAUUAAUGUGCCCUAAAAUAGCCUAAAUUUAUCUCUGUCUGACAUUACCCAAUGUUCACUUGUGUGCAUUAAUGGGUUAAUUAAUCAAAUAUUUUUAAUUUCUGUUUAGAUUUAAGGUAGCAAACAUUGAAAUCUUCAGAUAAGUGCUCUUUGAAUAUUUUAUGCGUAUUUUUCACAGCAUUACUACAAAUUGCUAACAAAACCUGUAUACAUUUUUUAUUGUUUUUAGAGAAAUUCAUCAUAUGCACAUGCAUUGCAAUGUUUUCUCUGUUGCCUACAAGAUAUUGAACAAGAUGACUCGUUUCCUGAAUUACCUUAUUGUCUUCAUAAUGUAAUGUUAUGUCAAACAUUUUAAAUGGCAAUUGUAUUUUUAUUUCUAUCGAUCCACCACAAUUUUUCAUUUUUUCCAUAAAAAUGGCACAGAGCCAUUUUAACCAUCACUUCAACCAGUUAUCAAUUUUUCAUCCAUCAAGCAGCACAGUACCACCUUAACUAUUGUAUUAUCCACAAUAGCACAGAGCUACCUUAACAGUUACUUCAGCCAGUUAUCAUUGAGCAACACAGUACCACCUUAAUUACCAUUAUGCUAGUCACAACUGCACAGAGCUACCUUAACCAUUACUUCAGGCUUCAGCCAGGUAUCAUUGAGCAGCACAGUACCACCUUAAUCAUUAAGCCAGCCACAACUGCACAGAGCUACCUUAACCAUUACUUUAACCAGAUAUCAUUGAGUAGCACAGUACCACCUUAACCAUUAUGCUAACCACAACAACACAGAGCUACCUUAACCAUUACUUCAGCCAAUUAUUAAGCAACACAGUACCACCUUAAUCAUUAUACUAGCCACGACAGCACAGAGCUACCUUAACAAUUACUUCAGCUAUUGAGCAUUGCAGGUACCACCUUAACCUGAGUACAGCAAUUGCAAUUGCAACAGCACAGAGCUUCCUUAACAGUUAUAAUUAAGCAGCGCAGUACCACCUUAACCAUUAUGCUAGCCACAGCAGCACAGAGCUUCCUUAACAAUCACUUAUCUUACCCUAAAUAAUUUAUUGUAAGUAUUGUAGUCAUGUGUAUUAUGUUAUAGAUAGCAGAAAUAUACAGCAAACUGGGAGAAUGUAUCCUUCCAAAAAUAUAAAAUGUUCACAACAUUUACUGGAUCUGUACUGUUAGUCGUUACCUUUUCUAAGAAAGAUACAUGAUAUUCAUUUUGGCAUAUUUCACAUUUAUAUUAGAUCUAUAUUUUUAAAAUUUUCCCUAACCAUUGCAAUCCAGUUGAGAAGGCAAUUCAAUUUGUACAAGCGGAGAAGUUGUUUUAUGAAACUGCUCUUAUUCAAGCUGGAAAAAACGAUGCUGACGGUAAGUUAAUUAAUAUAUAGUAAUUCACACUGUAUUUAACUCAUUCAGGUAAUACACUUGGAUCCUUGCUCUUUUAGAUCCCGGUAAAGAAGAAAGUUCCACAGAGGUAACUAGACUGGUUGAUUAAGAUUUUUUAUUAUUAUUUUUUUUAUUAUUAGGAAUUUAUUUAAAAACACAGAGUCCAAUUCACAUAGUGUGAUCUUCCCUGGAGCCGUGCAAACUACCAAAUAUAGCUAUUAAAUAAGUAGCCUAUAAUUAGAUUAAUACAAUUAAAUAUAUACAAUUAAAGAAGUAAAUAAUAAACUAAGCUAUCAGCAAUUGAUUUAGCAUUAAUCGCUUCCACAGGCAAGCUAUUCCACAGAACAGUUCCCCGAUACGUAAAGCUUUUUUUGAGAGCCGCAGUCUGAGGUCUAGGGACGAAUUGUUUAGAACUAGAGCCUCGUAAAUUAUGGUUGUGAACCCGUAUCAAUCAAUUAGACACGUUGGUUUUUCAUGUUUAAAAUCUUGCCAAGGUUACUGAUCCUGAUGCAAGUUCUGAAGAAGCUCAGAUGGCAAAUGAAUAUGAAAAAUUAUCUCAGAUGUGUUUGAAGCAAAAAAAGUAUGCGCAUGAUAUUGGUUAAUGAAACCCAACUAUAUACACACAGUACAUAUUUUCUAACAAUGCCGUAUUUGUUUUCUUGCUUUUAUUUUAGCGUUCAGCUUGCUCUCGAAUACGCUGGGAAGGUGCAGAAUUAAUGUUUCCUGAUUUUUACAUUCUUCAGAACAGAACAAAUAAAUAAAUCAUGUUAACAUGUUUAAAUUAAAUUUUGUUAGGCUACUCAAAUACGUAAGAAAAUCUAUGGCGAGUCGCAUCCCGUCACGACCAAAAGUUUAAAUCAAUUUACCUUGAUUUAUGCUGAGAUGGGAAAAGAACAGUAUACCGGUAGGUAGCCUAGCUUGUAUACUGCUUGAAAAUUGAAAUUAAUUGUACUAAACUAACUUUAUUUAUACUGGAUAGCUCAAUCAGUUCUAAACUGUUCUUCGUAGAGGUCUAGUAAGGAUCGUCUUUUAUUGAUCUAGUGUUACUACAGGAGGAAACCUAAACUAAACUAACUUUAUUUAUACUGGAUGUCUGGAUAGCUCUAUCAGUUUUAAACUGUUUUUCCUAGAAGUCCAGUAAGAAUCAUCUCUUAUUGAUCCAGUGUUACUACAGGAGGAAACAUAAACUAAACUAACUUUAUUUAUACUGGAUAGCUCUAUCAGUUCUAAACUGUUCUUCCUAGAGGUCCAGUAAGGAUCAUCUCUUAUUGAUCCUGUGUUACUACAGGAGGAAACCUAAACUGAACUAACUUUAUUUAUACUGGAUAGCUCUAUCAGUUCUAAACUGCUCUCCCUAGAGAUCCAGUAUGGAUAAUCUUUUAUUAAUCCAGUGUUACUACAGGAGGAAACAUAAACUAAACUAACUUUAUUUAUACUGGAUAGCUCUAUCAGUUCUAAACUGUUCUUCCUAGAGGUCCAGUAAGGAUCAUCUCUUAUUGAUCCAGUGUUACUACAGGAGGAAACCUAAACUAAACUAACUUUAGAGCUGAUAGACCUAUCCAGUAUAAAUAAACUGUUCUCCCUGGAGGUCAAGCAAGGAUCAUCUCUUAUUGAUCCAGUGUUACUACAGGAGGAAACCUAAACUAAACUAAACUAAACUAUCUACUUGGUUGUUUUUGUUUAGCUGCGAUGGAAAAAUAUUCUAAGCCAGAGGACAAGCCAUCAUUGGAAAGUAAGUCAGAAGUGGAAAUGAGUGAAAAAGAAUCUGAAAGAAAUGCAGACUUUGCUAAGGAAGAGAAAACAUCGGGAAAUAAUGAAAAAGAUAAAAGUGACGGCAGUCAGAAUGAGCGUCUUGGAGAAUGUGAUAGUGAAAAGAGAAUGGACAAAAGUGAAAAUUCUGAGAAUAAUGUGGGAUCUAAUUCCGCUCAAAAACAAGCCAAAGGUAUGUCAACAACUUUGUGAUAAGCUGUCGUGGUUUGGGUUUGAACCGCAUGAGAGUUUUCUCAAUGAUGCGUGUUUGCGCAGAAAAGUGUUCAAAACCUAAAAUAGUUUUGGCGUUUCUCUCAAAAUUACUUUGUCAGUUUAGCUUUAUUUUGUAGUUUGCACAGUUAGCAACCUUUUAAAUGUAUCUGGCGGUUAAGAAACAUAAAAUAAUAGUUAAAUAUUGUCAACUGAAAUACAAUUAUCAUUGCUGCUGUAAAAUUGACGCCAUAUUUAUACAGCAAUAUAUGCAAAAACUGAACUUCAGACAUCAUUCUCUCUUUGGCGUACCAUUUAAAAUAUCUUAAUUUUAGCAUUAUUUUACAGAUAAAGGACUAAACAUACUUUGUAAGUUUAUUUGCCGCUUGAGAAACCUCAGAAACGUAUCAAAAAUGUAAAAAUUUGAAUAUAGUAAUAUUAGGGAAGCCUCACAUAUCGAUUUUUUCCAUGAGAAACGUCAUAUGUUCGUUUGGAGGUGGGGGGUUGCAGCUGUGACGUUUCUCAGUAAACAUCAUGGAAAAAUUCGAUAGUUUUUUCGAAAGCCUUAACAUUUCGGAAUCAUCUUUGCAGAAUAAAAAAAUUACAUUCGUAAUACCAUGGAUAAUAAAAUAAAUUUUAUUAUCUAUGGUAAUACCAUACCUGUUCUACUGUAUAUACGUAUACAUUUAUAUUAUUACGCCUGGCUUGUAUUGAAAACACUCAAAUUUUAAGAAAAACGCGCUAAAAUUAUCAAUAUUUCAUGCAAAAAAAGUUGUUUUGAGAAACGUUGGAAAUUUUGAUGAUAUAUAUAUUAAUGAAAAAAGAUAUGUCAGCAGAAGAUGACAUAUUCCUCGCGGAAGCAUCGCCAAUAGGCGACCGUUGAAAAUAGUAGAAAAUUACCUUAUGUGUAUUAUAAGAACAAAAUAUCGAUAACUAUGUGUGAUGUUUCUAAGGGGGUGGGGGGGGGGGGUCUCCAGAGAAUGAGCGCGUGUUACGUAACACAAAAAAAUCUCCUCUUAGUAAGAGCGUAAGCAAACCUAUGACAAUGUCUUUGUUUUUUUUUUUCAGUUUCCUGUGCAAUGGUACUCAUGCUUUAUUUCUUGUCUACAUUGGUGAUAACUUUUGCUUGCACUGUAUUUAUGUGCUACAAAUAUGACACAGAUGUCCAUGCUUUGCAUUCAUUCUUGUUGCAAAGGAUAAAAUAUUAUUAUUACUUUUAUUUUAACUCGUCAGUUCCUGGCGUGAAAUUCAUUUGA